GAGGGGCGGUCGUCGAGGCGGUUGCAAUCGGUUCGCUCCCGCUGGGGCUGGGCGCGCAGGCCCCUCGGGCUGCCGGCGGAUGAGCGCGGCCCGGGGGAGGGUGUGGAUGACCCGGGCGAAGGAGCUGGUGGCGUACUGCCUGCUCCUGGGCUUGUCCUUCCCCCUCCUGCUAUUGCUGCCGUUCGUCUGAGAUGCGCCGGGAGACAGCUCGCCCCCCCUACGUGGGGACGGGCGGGAGGAGCCGGCGGGAGCCCCGCUCCACCGCCCGGCGUGCGGUCGGCGGCAGCAGCAGCCCGAGGGACUGACGCCCCGGCUGGGGACGAUGAGGAGCUCGGGCGGGCUUUGCAGCGGUACCACCCAGCCUGCGCGGGCGGGUGGGCUGCCUCUCCCUGCGGGGGGGCCUGCCCGCGGCCCCGGCCGCGCUCUGCCCCUGCGGGUGUGAUGCCACGCCGCGCUCCUUGCUCCCCUUUUUCGGCUGACGGGGACGCCGGGCAGAGACGCGGCGCCGCAGCUUCCCUUUCGUUUUCCCGAGUUGAGCUUUGGCGGCUCGAGGCUGGGGCCGGCGGCGCCUCUGCCCUGAGGCGGCCCAGAUGGGCCAGCGGCCGCGGGCGCUGACACCGCAGCCUCAGCGCGGAGCGGGCGGGCCGCCCCUCACCGCCCUCCCUGACCUAGCCCCGGCUCCUGCCCCAGCGCCGCCGCGCCUCCCCGCCAGACGAGCGCCGGCUGUAACCGUGAGGAAGCUGCCGGCCGCGGCGCUCGCGUUGCAGUAAAUCCGCCGCUCUGCGGGGCGGAGUGUGUCCCCGCCGGCUUGCCGUGCGGGGAGGCGGGCCGGGGGCCGGCUGAGAUGGGAGAGAGCAUGUCCAAGAGGCUGAAGCUACAGCUGGGCGGCGAGGCGGAGAUGGAGGAACGGGCUUUCGCUAACCCCUACCCCGACUACCAGCCCCACGGAGCGGGAGCCGUAGCCGCGGCCGCCCCCAGUGUAGCGGACACCGAGCGGGACACGACGCCGCUGCCGCCGGAGGAGGAGUCUCUCCCCUUCGGCACCGAUGGGAAGGUCAGUGCUCGGUUCUCAAAACGGAUCCAGGCAAAAAUCAAGGACCUUCUGCAACAAAUGGAGGAAGGGCUGAAGACAGCAGAUCCGCAUGACUGUUCUGCCUACACUGGCUGGACUGGUAUUGCCCUCUUAUACCUGCAACUGUACCGUGUCACAAAAAACCAGAGUCACUUGCAGCGAUCUCUUGAUUAUGUGAAGAGAAUCCUUCGGAAUCUGAAUGGCAGAAGAGUUACUUUCCUCUGUGGUGAUGCUGGGCCACUGGCAGUGGGAGCAGUGGUUUAUCACAAGCUGAAAAAUGACAGUGAAUCUAAAGAAUGUGUUGCCAAGUUGUUGCAGCUCCAAAGGACAGUCAUAAGCACAGAUGCUGAACUUCCAGAUGAGCUGCUUUAUGGCAGAGCAGGUUAUCUGUAUGCCUUGCUGUACCUGAAUACUGAAAUUGGUCCGAACACCAUCCCACAAUCUGUUAUCAAAGAGGUAAUAGAUGCUAUUAUUGAAUCGGGGAAAAGCUUUUCAAAGGAGGAGCGGAAAACAGACCGUUGUCCUCUGUUGUACCAGUGGCACAAGAAGCAGUAUGUUGGAGCAGCCCAUGGAGUGGCUGGCAUCUAUUACAUGCUCAUGCAGCCAAUUGCAAAUGUGGACCAAGAGACCCUGACAGAGCUGGUGAAGCCAAGCAUAGACUAUGUGCGUCAUAAAAAAUUCAGAUCUGGGAAUUACCCAUCAUCACUGAGCAAUGAGACUGACAGACUGGUUCACUGGUGCCAUGGAGCUCCUGGAGUCAUCCACAUGCUCAUGCAAGCUUAUAAGACCUUUAAAGAGGAUAAGUACUUGAAAGAUGCUAUGGAGUGUAGUGAUGUCAUCUGGCAGAGAGGUUUAUUGAGAAAAGGAUAUGGGAUCUGUCAUGGCACUGCUGGCAAUGGCUACUCCUUCUUGUCUCUCUAUAACCUAACUCAGGACAAAAAGUACCUCUACCGAGCUUGUAAGUUUGCUGAGUGGUGUUUGGAAUAUGGUGCACAUGGAUGUCGUAUUCCUGACCGACCGUAUUCUCUCUUUGAAGGCAUGGCUGGAGCUAUUCACUUCCUCUCAGAUAUUUCAGUACCAGAGACUUCCCAGUUUCCGGCAUUUGAACUUGGACCUCAAAGGAGGGAAAACAAAGUGGAACAGGACAGCUAAAAGAUCAUUUUGAAUGGAAACUGAUGCCAAAAGAGAUGGGACUGUUUAGUGCCUCUGAUACAGAACCAACUCGACCCUGAACCAAUGGAUGGAUAAACCCCUUUUCUCACCCAGAGGACCAUGAAGUCAUUAGAGCAUGAACGGGAGAAGCCACAUCUAAGUUCUGUUAAAGUGACGCCUUCAGAUGUACGACAAGAGAAGUCAAGUUUUGAACUUUCUCUUUUCUGUUGUGUUUGUCUUCUUCAGGUCUUUGACAUGCUCUGCAUGUUUUUUGGUGUUGUCUGUUGAGCUGAGCCUUGUGUUGUUAGCCAAGCGCCGGUCUCUGUGCGAAUCUCUCUGCUCUGCCCUCGCAUGAGCCCAGCAGCAGCAGUUGUGUCGCUUUCCACAGCGUGGUUACUCGGAGAGUCACACCUUAUGCCAGAGAGCUUGCUGCAGGACAGUGCCCAGCUUCACUGUUGAGCUGGUAGUUGUUAAAAGAGAGGAAAGAUGUUUCUGUGUUCGUGUUUUUUCUGCGUUUUUCUCCCCAGUCCCUCGAAGCCGAGAUGAUGGAAACGAGCCUUUUGUGGUGAAGAGGUAUGAGGCCACCUCAGUUUUUCAGAAGUGUAGCACAUUGGAAGGGAGCUGACUUGCUUUUUCUGCUGCUGUGGGAAAUUUUUCUGAAAGUCUGAAGGAGAGGCCCCCUUUGACACUUGUACCUGGUUAGAUUGUUAGGCACUAGCAGGAGGGAGGAGAUGCUCAUCCCCACCUCUGUAAAGCCCCAUCCCAUGGCAUGAGUUUAACAAGCUGAAGUCACUCAUACUCACUGCUCCUGCUGCUCCCAGGAGCAGAGCAGAGAUAGCAUAACUGUGCUUCUCUCCUGUAUGUGAAUUUGUAAUAAACCUGUCCUGCAGCAUCUACUGUGCUAUUGAGUAAGGGAGGGCAUCAGGGCAGGUUUUCAUGCUUGUAAUUUGGGAUGGCUGUAGCUUCCAAACCAAAACAGUGAUUUUUUAUUUUUUUUUUCUGCCCUUCCCUCCCCCUCCCAGCCCCGCUGCAUUUAGCCCGUGUGGUGUGAUAGGAGCAAUAAAUAUCAGCUGCUUGUGGAGGCUGCAGAAGAUUGGUGAGCAAUAUAAAACCAUAAGUAGAGUACCUGAAGUUGAUUUCAUCUUAAAAUCCAAAACAAAAAAGCCCUUUGCCCUUAGUUUUAACUGUGCUGCUAGUGCUUUGCUUCCCAUGGUAGUGUGGUGGGGUUGUGAAAUACUAGACCUGCCUUCAGAUGCUCUUGAGUAUCAGGCUUUUGGUUUGAGAAGAGCAGUGGGGUGUACUGUAAGCACACUUACAGCAGGCUUAUGUUUUCCAGAUAGUACAUGUGCUUACUGCUUGGGACAGAUAAGUGCAGUGCACUCUGACUUGCUCAAGCUCUGCUGUCAUCCUUCCCUCAGGUCUCCCUGGGCUCUGUCAUUCCAGGUGCUUAUUUUAAUUGGUAUCUUUUGUUGGCUGACAGUGUGACAGAUGGCAGAUACUUUAACCUUUCAGAAGUGCAUCGGGAUAUAUGUGACCUGUGGACCAUCUGCUGAGCACUUGGAGAUGAAUGUUUCUCCUGCAUAAAUCUCUGAACAGUAGCAGGUGACUUUGAACUUUAUCAUAUCUGUUGCCAAAUCCAUUGGGAUGAUAAUCUCCACAAUCAGUUCUCCAGGGCAAGGGCAGCAGUGCCAGUGCAGGGACAACUUAAUGUCACAGUGUAGCUUCUCUGCUGGCUUGUCAGGUAGGAGUAAGAUGUGGGAGCAGUGGGAGAGACUUUUCCACCCCUCUGGCAAAGGGCAGAAGAUGAGGUAAUGGGGCACCAAACCCAGCUGUAUCACUGCAGCCAGGGCCAGGGGAAAUGCAGAAGGGCAGUGGAAAUGAGGGAAGCUGCAUGAGAAGCAGCUGUGGUGAAGCAAAGCAAAGGGGCAGAAGGCAGAGGGAACAGUGAGGAAUUGUCAGGAGCUGAUUUCAGGAGGCACUGCACAGUGUACCAGCAGAGGGACGUCUCCAAUGAGAUGUUCCUCCUGUCAAGCAUGCUAAGGUCUGUUAUUUCUGUUUGCAGCCUGUGGAUCACUGAUACUGCCCAUAGAUAAGCCAGGGAGGAAACUUGCCCAGGGUCAACUUUCACACAAACCCUAGCACAGAAGGGAGAUGGCAUCCCUGAUCUUGUUUCACAUCACUCCCACUUUAUUCCUUCCCCUCUUCUGUGAGUGCAGAACCAGGGAGGAGGCUUGCCAGGUCUGCAGGAACUGCCUGCAAACAGCACAGAUGCCACAGCCCUUCCUGUGUUGUGCUGACCACUUAACUUACAGAGUUGACAGGCAGGUAUUUUCAGUCAGUGAUAGAUACAUAUAAUUCUUCUUGGCUUCUGAGCUUGCCAUGGCUCUUGUGGGAGAUGAUUUUUGCUGGCUGGAGCCCAAAGGGCAUUAAAACUUACAGGUUUAACAAAAUACAUAGGUAUAUGCACACUUAGAAUAGCUUAAUACUGAGCAGAUCUCUGACAUGCUUGAGUACACCUGUGGAAAUAGUAAGCAAGUCAGCUACCAGCUCCUUCUGUACUGUAGCCAGCCCUCUGAUGGGAUGGGGCCUGGCACUGUGUCUCUCCACAUAAUCCUCCUGGAAUAGUGCAGGGCUGGAAAUGUAAUGUAUCAAGUCAGGAAUCAGAUAUCUAACAGUGCAUCAGCCCCCUCUCCUGAUGUGACUUUCCUUUUGGCUCCUCCUUUCUGUUCAUCACAGUAUUGUAAUAUCUAGGUGGUCCAUUAAGAAAGAUUAUUGUGUGGAGGUGAAAAAACAUAGUUCAUCAAGGCAUUGUUCUCAGAAAUCAUACCAAACUAAACCGUGGAAAAUGUCUUACUAUUCCCUGGUUUGCUUUGUUUGUGUGUUAUAGUCCAUCUGUUGCAAAAUGUGUUUAAAAUGGACAUACUCUUUGGGCAGAAUAAGAGGAAAAAAAUGCUGAUGUUUUGUUCUUUGGCUUUAUUAGUAAAGAUCAAGCUAUGUGGUGGUCAUUUGUGUGAUUCUUUUUUUUUUUUCUUUUUUUUAUUUCUUCCUUCCCUUCCCUUGUAUAUGCCAUCUUUCCCUCUGAUACCUGUCCCACUGACAGCUGACUCCUGAUCUGUAGUCUUGCAGAGUAAAACACGUGCCAGAAAGCAGACAAGUGGCUUGGUUUUUAGCCUUCAUCUUUUGCUAGCAUUUCAGGCCCCUUUACUGCUGCUGCUCCAGUGUGAUUUUUAGUGUGCAUUGCUUAGUUCAAAGUGUUGAUCUCCUUUCUGGUCACAUAUGUCCUGUUGAACAGUGCAGCUAAAGCCUGACUCACUACAAGCUGGUUUUUAAGAACACACGUACAAAAAUCUCUCUGUCCAGCUGCCUACCAUCUGCUUUCCAGCUUUUAGAGAGCUUGAUGUUUUUCCCUUAGCUAGGCUUUAACAGAAGGAAACUUCAAGUAUGUUGCAAGCAAGGGGUGGUAUUUCUCUUUUACAAAGCCCCAUGUGCUGCUCUCUGCCACUGAGAGCAGCUCCUGCUUUUUUAUAUUUGUUUUUUUUUAAUUAACAGCAUUAUCUCUAGGACCUGAAGAUCAUCUGUACAAAUUUAGCUGUAUCUAGACAAAUGUGUUAAAGCUUUUCUAGCACAAGAGUUCUCAUUAAAAAGAGGAGGGAGGUGGGAGGAAGCACAUGUGCUGUGUUUCAGGUAACAGCCAGGCAGCAGUUUCUGUCCCAUCAGGGUGUUUUGAUGCAGCAGUCUUUUUCCUGGUUAAAUUGUAUACUUUCCCCCAUUUUUUCUUUGGAUUUAUGUUGACUCACAGGUGCAAGAAGCCAGGUUCUGCAUGGCAGAGCAGCUGUUCUGCAUGCAGGGAGCAGCAGUGACCUAUCCUUAGCCACUGAUUCUCCUUGACAUCUGCAAAUGGGCUGCUGUAAAUCCAGCUGUAGCUAUUAGAUAUCUUAGGGUUACGGAGCAGGAUUAAAAUACAGAGGGAGACAUAGGUAGAGCUACAUACACCUGUCUUGUGACUUCUUUCUUUACAUAAAGCCAAAAUUACACCUGUGCAAAUAAGGAGCUGAGGCUGAAGGUCUGCUUGUCACUGUUCUGCUUUCUCUGCUGUCCUUUUCACCUUGAGGCAAAUGGCAGCUGGGGGUGGUGGCUAACAGCUGAACCUCUUCUUUUUAAUAGCCUUGUUCUCUAGCAGUUGCUUUGUAUAAAUAGCUUAUGCUGGAGGUUUCCUUGUAGCAGUUUCCUUGUCCCAGAGUACAAACAACUGAAAUCCCAGAAAGCAGCACAACUUCCCAGGGACAGAGGAUCAGAGGAAGUGCUGCAAAGACAUCCUGGCCCAUCUUUCUCACCCACUGACUUAGCAGUGAUGCAUUAAUUAGACCAGAAAAAUAAAUACAAUAAAAUAUCAAA
This is a messenger RNA of Calypte anna (Anna's hummingbird), 6619 nucleotides long. RefSeq names its product LanC like 2 (gene LANCL2). The record is from RefSeq and is a predicted model, not a curated record. Gene Ontology annotation, biological process: peptide modification; carbohydrate metabolic process. Gene Ontology annotation, cellular component: plasma membrane. The coding region runs from base 845 to 2224 and encodes 459 amino acids. Lineage: Eukaryota; Metazoa; Chordata; Aves; Apodiformes; Trochilidae. The transcript is spliced from 9 exons.